GUGAAGCAUAGGUUUAAGCCUACAUCUUUUGAAUGUAAUGUUCCUGGUUGUGGCAAGACUUUUUCUAGGGCCUAUAAUCUGACAUCACAUAUGAAGACUCAUUCCUCAGAGCGACCGUUUCAGUGUGGGUCAUGCCAUUUGGCGUUUGCGAGACGUCAUGACCUAGAGCGGCAUGUGCGUCUGCACACAGGAGAAAAACCUUACACUUGUGAAGACUGUGGAUGUGGUUUCAUGCGGAAUGAUGCACUACAUCGCCAC
Messenger RNA from Lobosporangium transversale, 258 nucleotides. RefSeq lists its product as hypothetical. Lineage: Eukaryota; Fungi; Mortierellomycota; Mortierellomycetes; Mortierellales; Mortierellaceae. Gene Ontology annotation, molecular function: DNA-binding transcription factor activity, RNA polymerase II-specific; RNA polymerase II cis-regulatory region sequence-specific DNA binding. Gene Ontology annotation, biological process: regulation of transcription by RNA polymerase II. The transcript has a single exon. The record is from RefSeq and is a predicted model, not a curated record. Gene Ontology annotation, cellular component: nucleus. The annotation marks the transcript as partial.